Messenger RNA from Epinephelus fuscoguttatus (brown-marbled grouper), 5413 nucleotides. RefSeq names its product sperm-tail PG-rich repeat containing 1 (gene stpg1). Gene Ontology annotation, molecular function: chromatin binding; histone binding. NCBI's taxonomy places the organism in Eukaryota, Metazoa, Chordata, Actinopteri, Perciformes, Serranidae. Gene Ontology annotation, cellular component: female pronucleus; germinal vesicle; male pronucleus. Gene Ontology annotation, biological process: epigenetic programing of male pronucleus. The record is from RefSeq and is a predicted model, not a curated record. The transcript is spliced from 8 exons. Bases 117 to 1085 code for a protein of 322 amino acids.
CACCACGGGAGGACGCCGCUUUGACCUGCACUCUAUUUUUACGUCGCCAUGGCAACACGAAUAUGGCUUCAGAUUUACUGACAUUCACCGUGUUAACCAGCUGAACCACAGGCAACAUGUACCGAGGAUUUAAUGAAAGUAAGAUUCCGGCUUACACCGUUUCAUCUUCAAUACCAACAAAAUACCAAACAGUAGUCAUACCAAAUGAAGAAAAGAAAGGGUUUUUAUCUCAAGCCAGGAGAUUCCCUUCACAAGUUUGUCUGAAUGAAAAUCCUGGACCAGGCAGCUAUGGUCGCAUCUCCAGUGCUGAAGUCCAAAGUCCUUCCUUCUCAAAGAAAGGCACGACAGGCUUUGUUCCAUCCAAGGCUACCAGGGCUUCCCUUAACUCACUGAGAGGCACCCCUGGACCAAAUGCAUACAACCUGCAGAGCUCCUUAAUAAACGACAAUGACUUCAACACUGGAGUCUCCAGGGUGUUCAGGUUGCCUGUGGGUGUGCAGUUGGAUGAGCCGAAGCACAAAACACCAGCCCCGAAUCAGUAUGAUGUCAGCUGUGGCAGUAAAAAGAGCUUCUCCUCAGUGGCUGGUACAGCAGCUUUCCUGUCAGAAACUGGACGUGACUCCAUUUACCCAAACAAAAAUGGGCCAUCACCGUGCCACUAUGAGGUGAAUGACCACUUAAUCCAGCACAGCUCCAAGGCAGUCUUGUCCCCCUUCAAAUCAAAAACCCGGAGAAGACCUUUUUCAGUGGACAAUCGUGCGCCCUGCCCAGGAGCCUACAAUCCCCAUCAGACCCCUGCACCGGUGAGGAGGACCAUCCUGCCGAGAGGCUAUUAUUUGGCAAUAGCAGCACCCCCCCUGAUUGUUCCUAAGGACCCUCCCUUACCAGGCCCUGCGCACUAUAACAUCACGGAUGUUAACAGCUCGACUAAGCAUCCCAUGCCCACUGCUGCAUUUGCAUCCAAAACGGAGAGGAUACUCCAAAACUCACAGGCUGGUACAAGGCCAGGUCCAGGUUUCUACAAUCCACGGAAUUUGUCAAAGCAGUCCUUCUUUUACAGUGACUCCAGAGUCUGGCUUCCUUGAUAAAGCUUUCAAGAAACACAGCAGAUAUGUACAUUUCUCCACACACAUGGACUGUGAUUAUCUGUGUCAGAAUGCGUUGCACAUGGGUUUAUGUGUGGGUCUUUGAUUUCUUUAGAUCAGAUUGUUGAGAGAAAAAACAAGGAUUAAAGCGAAAUGUUUGCAACCAUUUAAUCUAUAUUUCUAUCUAGAAUUUUAUUUAACUAGGCCAACCAGAUGUAAGAGAUAUUUUAGAAGAUGAAUCAUAUACCCUGUUUAUCCAUAGUGGUGAUGUAAGGGAAUGCCAAAACACUUGAAAAGCCAUGUGUUUCAUCCUCACCCUGAUUUCCCAAUGCUCUAAUCUGGAGAUGAUAUAGAAGUAAGUGUUGCUGCGGUCUUCGACAGCUGCUCGUCCAGUCAGUGCUGCGCCACAGUAACAGCUGAGAGCUUGAGAGGACACCACUGUGCCAACUGCUAGAGGGCAGACAGAGGGGUGGAGUGUGACUGUAUGUGAGCAAUGUGACUGACUGGGCAUGAGGCAGGGAUGGUGUAUAACCUGAAUGACAAAUGGACACAUCAGUCAUCAGCCGUUAUCAGAUGUCAGAUUGUCAGAACAGUGGAUACAACACUUUUCUGACUCCUCUUUUCUGUUGUUUUAAAGUUUCACAUUUUGAGAAAAAUGUUUUUCUUUUGCAUUUAAGCGUAAAUUUAGAUGACAGGAUUAAUAUCACUCUCAUACUAAAAGCAGCUAUAAUCAGUGUUUUCAUAAUGGAACUGUAUCAAAUGACUCAGUGAAAAGUCUAAGAAAAGUGGCUGAACCUAUAGACAUUUAUGUGUCUUUCGCUUCACUGGACUUUACAGAGCUUUAUAGUUUCAGCUCAUUGUUUAGCUUUCCAGCCCACAACUUUACCGUUUUGCUUCACUCGCACUGCUUUCCUACCGUCAUUUUUGGCUGCAGCAGUCAGAACAAGUUCCAUAAACCCACUGACACUACCUGCACAGCACCACAGUUAGAGACUAGCUGGUGAACACAGUGGAACACUUAGCAGCUAAAGAGAAUUUCCCUCAGGAGUUGUUGGAGACCAAAACAGAGCUAUAAAAGACCAAGUAUUGAACUUACAUUCAUUAGGCGGUUACAUCACUGUAAAAGGUGAUGAUAAGCCAAUGUUGUGAUGUGAUGCACAGCCCCAAAUGGCCAAAAAGUUAUUUUAGUUUCAAAUGUGAGGCAGAGCUAGCUGUCGGUUAGCUUAGCUAAGCUAAGUUUAGCCUAAAGACUGGAAACGGGGGGAAACACUGAGCUUUGCUCUAUGCAACUGAAACAAAAUUAGCAUACCAGCGCCUCUACAAGCUCACUCAUUAACAAGUUAUAUCAAGUUUAAUCUGAAACAUAUAAAUAAAUAAAUUACUAAAUAACUGAAUAAGGGAAUUUAUACUUCUGCAUUGAACCGACGCUGCAACCUUUGGCAUAGCCUGACGUGCACCUCCCCAGAAUUGUAACUAUGCAUUGCGGCGACACAGACCUCCUGUCUGUUCAUAUAUACUGAAACCAUUUCCCUCAGUGUAAAUAAAGCUUUUAUUUACUUUUAUGUCACAGAUAAUAUACAAUAAAAUGUGAUGGCAGUAAAGCCUCCACAAAAUAGCAUUUUAUCCCGGCUUCAUAUAAGCAGAGGAAAUAUCCGCUGCUAGGCUAAUUUAUACAAUGUAAAAUGCUAAUAAUAAUAAAAUGCUAAUGCGCUAAUAACAUUAGUAUUUUGUAUUUGUUUGGAAAACGUGUUUGGUAUGACAGUUGUUUUGUCGGUGAAUGUUGUGAGUUGUAAUGGAGACAAACUGUGUGCCGUUACGUUUGUUAAAUGUUGCUGUUGUCCCUGGUUUUAUAUGAGAAGAGGGAAAGAUCACUAGUUGCUAGACUAAUUUAUACAAUGUAAAAUGCCAUAGGCUUGUGCUAAUAACAUUAGCAUUGGGGGAAAAUGUGUCCAGAUUAACAUAAGUGUUUGUCUGUGAAUGCUAUAAGUUAUAGUGAAGCCAAUUUGUGUACUUGUGUUUGAAAUUGUCUCUAUUAAGCCAUGUUUAUUGUGUGUUUUGAAUCAACUAAACUUUACAGCACUUAACAGAAACCUUCGCCACUGACUAGUGUUUUGGAGGUAUAACUGCAGAGGGACACAGACACACCACUGCACACAUAAAUGCUCACAACGGCGUAGGCUAUGCGCGUAGGGUCUGCACACAACUAUAAAUCCCACUUAAGAAAAGGACUACUUUUGACAUGGCACAGUAACUUCCUGCUGGUUGCCUGGCAACUGCAAAACGUUUUAGUUUUUGUAUAGACCGAAUCACUGUGAGGCACCAACAGUCACUUGGAUUGCUAUAUGAUAGAUAUGUGACAUUAGCAAGCUUGUUUAUUGCUCUUGUCAUUUUUAGCUGUAAUCUUUAAGAUAUACAGUUAAACACAGCUGUCCGAUGUAUCUGACAUUUCUGCUGUGCUCAUUUUAUGUACGGUGCUGCUUUGCUAUCAUCUUUGAUGAACCAAAUCUACUGCUGUGGACAUAGCUUGCAGCAAAAUAUAUUUUUGCCACCUAAAAAAUAAAUAUCCGUUUAAAUGUGUGCUAUAUUAGCACAUUUUAUUUAUUUUCUCUGCUUAUAUUAGGUACACACUGAUGGACGCAGUGAAAGACCAACUAGCGACUUCAAUUUUCCAUUGGAAAACUCUGACGGCAAGGUAAAGCUGUAAAAGUAAUCUGAAUACAGCAAACACUUAAACUGACAUUGCUUUUUCUAGGUGGCUACAAACUAACCAACUGAGGCAGUGUAUGCUUAUUGUUUCAUUUUAUGUAUGUGAUGGGGGUUUUCUACCUGGAACUUAUUGAAAACAAACAUUGUGAUUCAGUUUACACCUUUUUUGUGUCAAGGACCCCUAAACUGAUACGUAUUAGACACCCCUUUGGUAAGAUUUCACUUCAGAUACCAUCAUUUGAAAGGACUGUAGUUGUCAAUAUGAUUAAAACCAGAAUUCUAUAGUUGAGGAGAAAACUGGAGGAAAUGAAAUAAGAAAAGUCAGUCUAAUGACUCAUACUCACAUUGGGCUCACAUCUAUAAUAGUGUGUCAUUUUUCUGUGCACCCCUGGGGGUCCUUGAACCCCUGGUUGAGUACCACGGGCUCGAACAAUCAAGAUAUAACAUGUUAAUUACCAAGUUUUACAGGUGCUGGUAGGUGAAUUUUGUUGCGUGUUGACAGAGCCAGGCUAGCUGUUUCCCCCCAUUUCCAGUCUUUAUGCUAAGCUAAUCUAACUACCUGCUAGCUGUGGCUUCAUAUUCACCACACAGACGCAGAAGUGGUGUCAAUCCUCUAAUCUAACUCUCCGCUAAAAAGCAAAUAAGCAUAUUUUUUAAAUCACUGUCACUCAGGAAAGCUUUUUCAGACUUUGGCGUGGCAUUUUGUGUUCAUCAGACGCAGCUGUCAGCAUGGACAUUUGUGUCAUGGAGAGGUAUCUGCUCUCUGGAAAUUGCAGAAAAAAACAACACGGUGCCAAAGAGCUGUUAUUUAUAAUUCAAGCUUUUUUUCCAUCUGCAAACACAGAGGAUGCUAUCCAGGCUACACCGCAGUGUCAUCUGCUCGCGAGGAAAUCAGUUGGAGAUUUUUCCCCAGCUCUGCACUCGAUAACCACACCAACUGCAGUCGGCUCCACUCCCACACUGUAGCAGCUGUAGUUAUAUUCAGACUCUGACUUAAGCAGUGUGCUCUCCAAAUAUGUGUACUCGCCCUGUAAAAGCAAACCAUUGUGCACAUGAGGGUUUUACAAUGCAAGGAACAUUUUAUAACUCCCUUUGCAGACAGUAAUGUGCUCUCCCCCCAGUCAAACGCACAGGGAGGAACCAGACGGAUGUUUUAAGUCUAACUGCAGGCUUUUUGGGUUACUGGUUGCCUUUGUGGUAGUGUGUAGGAGGGGCAAUCAGCUACAUGCCUCUGUGGGUUUAUGGGAGGCUCCCCAUGUCUCAGUCAGGUGCAGGCGAGUAUGAACAUGCACUCCCUCGGAGGAAGUCUCAUUGAAAAAGCUCUUUGUUGUAGGAAAAGUUCAAGGACACGUGCAGAUUAUAUCACUUCCUUAUCAAAAUUUACUGAUUGAAACUCUUAUUCAUGCAUUAAGUGUUUUAAACAGGUAUAUUACAUUAAAUUGGUCUCUCAAUACCAAUAAUAGCAUGAGGGAUCCAGCAAAACUCAUUUGUCUUGCUAAAGUGACACUGCCUGCAUCAGAGUGAAGAGCUAAUCAUGUCAAUUUAUGUCUGCUGCCUGGCAGGACUUCAGUGGAUUGGAGGCACAAUUCGUUGUGCUGUAAUUUCACGAGUCUUGCAUAAAA